Molecule: messenger RNA, 1450 nt
Organism: Copidosoma floridanum
Lineage: Eukaryota; Metazoa; Arthropoda; Insecta; Hymenoptera; Encyrtidae
Gene: BBS4
Product: Bardet-Biedl syndrome 4
Biological process (GO): cilium assembly; protein localization to cilium
Cellular component (GO): ciliary basal body
Molecular function (GO): protein binding
Source: RefSeq, a predicted model, not a curated record
UCCAUUUGAUUUUUUUGUUUGUUUUUUUUCGCCUUUUAAUCAAGAGUAAGUACCUACAAAGUGCAGCUUCUACUUGACAGCGGGAUGGAAAAUAACAAUGCAAUGGGUAACGGCAGAAUACACCAGGAAGAGUCAGGAACUCCAAGUGGACCGCGCUUUCGAAGAGACAGAUCGAAAAAGAAUCCGUUGGAAAUCCGGCCCGUCGAGAAAUACAAUUGGCUCAUGUAUCGAUUUUACACGCGGCUCGAGUUCGAUAAGUGCAACAUGCUGAUCGAAAGCGAGCUGAAAGAGUGGGGUGGACUAACCGAGUACCCAAACUAUUUGAAGGGCUGGAUUUUACGGAGAGAAGGAAAAAUACAAGAUUCACUGGACAGUUUUCAAAAGGCGCACUGGGUCAAUCCAAAGAAUGUGAACAACGCCAAACAGAUAGCCAAAUCAUUAUUUCUCCUGGGUGACCAUAAAAAGGCGAUCGACGUCUAUCUGGAGGCCGAAAAAAUGUGCAAAACGCCCGACUGGGAGAUCCACCACUACUUGGGGGAGUGCUACACCAAGAUAAAACGCCUCGAGGACGCUAAGGCUCAGUUGAUAAGGUCCAAGGAGCUGACGCGUCUACGGCUGCCGUACGUCGCUCUCGCCAAAAUUUACGUCGCGGAAGGACGCAUCAACGACGCCAUAGUCGUUUACGAGGAAGCUUUCGAGGCAGAGCCCGAAAACGAGGAGAUAGCGACGGAACUGGGCCAAUUGUACCUGGGAUUAGGCGACACCAAGCGUGCCCUCCAGCAAUUUGGCAUGGCUCUCGCUCGCUCGCCCAAUUAUUCCAAGGCCAUUCUCCCUCUGGCUUACGUCGUACAGACCAACGGGGAGUACGACGUGGCCUUUUCCAAGUACAAGAUAGCCGCUGCAACGAUGCAAGAGUCAUGGACAGUGUGGAACAACAUCGGCAUGUGCCUCUUUGGAAAGCAAAAGUACAUUUCCGCCAUAACUUGCCUAAAGCGUGCCCACUACCUGAAUCCUCUGGCUCUACCGGCGGCUUGCAACUUGGGCAUUGUCUUCUUGACAACGGGCCAGCCAGCUUCCGCGGCCAUAUACCUGUGCGGUGCCGUCAGCGCCGACCCCGACAACGCCAUGCCUUACCUGCUGCUGGGCCUGGCGCUGAAGAGGCUGAGCGACCUCGAGGGGGCUGAAAAGGCCCUUGAAAAGGCGUACUCGCUGGGUCCGCAGGAGCCCCACGUGCUCGUCAAUUACGCGGUCGUGCUGGACGCCCAGGGCAAGCCUGGACGCGCCCUCGAGAUACUACACGUACUGAACGACGUGACCGCCCUCGUCGAGAUCAACGCUCAGGUGUCGAAAACGGCCAAGCUGCUGGCGGACAAACUCAAGAUAAGCACCGACGAAGAACAGAGGAUUCUGGCCGACAACGAAGUGUAAAAAAUGAUGAGCUCUACCCCCG